Molecule: messenger RNA, 920 nt
Organism: Vitrella brassicaformis
Lineage: Eukaryota; Vitrellaceae
Source: the annotation of a GenBank genome assembly
GUUCUCGCAGCAAAUUGCUUUCAUAGUGCGUGCACCCAACAAACAGCUGACCCUCCGUCUCCGAGAACAGAAAGACCUCAUCCUCGCCGUCAUGAGCAUCGCUCGGUGUCCUCUCGAAGGCCAUGGCCGGCAGCCAUCGGUUGUGUCUCGAGGAAGUGAGCAAGUGUGCCGGGACGGCGAAGGGCGACUGCAGCGUGACUGUCUCGGUGGCCAUGUUCCAGCGGUGCAUGGUGCUCCAUGAUCGUCUUGAGAGGGGUAAAGGGGUCAGCGGCACUUUGGUGGGGGUGAGGCGGACACAGAAGAGGGGCACCGACCAGAUGUGGUCUAUGUGAGGGCCUCGAGGUCGUCCUUGCUGAUGAACGGCACUGCAGCGACCAACUCACCCUCUCCCCUCCCUUGAAGACCCUCCUGGUCUUCGUCCGCCAUCUUGUCCAGGCGUGUCUCUUCUUGUUGCUGACGCCAGCCAGGGCAGUGCGGCAGCAGCUUGUUGAACGCUGCGAUCAUGAGAGCCUCGAUCGACCCUCCCGGUUCCGCCCAGAGUGACGUCGCCUGGGAGCUGAUGUGGUAGUUCCCCUCCACGUCCGUCCCCAUACCAAACGUCGACGCCGUACAACACGGUGGCGUGCAUCUGUCUGUAUGAGAUCUUCCGUUGUGCAACGGGGCACCACCGACGUGUCUUGUUCGCCUCGUACCCAUACCAGCCUCCUGCCCGCUUUCCUCGUCGCCAUCAACAGCAUCAUUCGGUGUUGCCUCGAAGACAAUGGCCGGCAGCCAUCGCUUGUGUCUCGAGAAGAUGCGGAAGUGUGCCGGCACGGCGAAGGGCGACUGCAGCGUGACUGUCUCGGUGGCCAUGUUCCAGCGGUGCAUGGUGCUCUCCACUCACAGCCUGGGUCAAAGGGGCCCAGAAUGACCGUCUUGAG